GGUUUCAAUCGGAACGCCCCUAGUGUUUCGAAAGCGCCCAUCACUAGUUUGAGGAUUGUCCACUUAUACUUGCCGUAUUGCGUCGAGGUUAAAGGGGAAAUGUUCAAGCAUGGCGCUCUGAAAGCAAAACAAGUUGCAUAUAACCUAUCAAAGAGCAGAACAGCUUGCUAUUUCCCCUCAAACUCCAACGGAUUUUUCAGUGUUUCCUAAUACUAUUGUAUUUUGCGUCUUUCCAAUCAUGCCGUCUGCUUGUGACUCUCUUGUUGAUGAUAUUGAGGAUAUGGUGACUUCCUAUGACCCCACUCCCCAUGAGCGGCAGUUUGCAAGGAGAAACAUUGUGCCUCAUGCACGCAAGCACAAGCAACAGCCUGCAGGAGAAGAGCUUCAGACAGACAGCGUGAUUCCUGGCACACAGAAGAUCUGGGUAAGGACGUGGGGCUGCUCUCACAACAGCUCUGAUGGUGAAUACAUGGCGGGGCAGUUGGCUGCCAGCGGCUAUAAGAUAACAGAGAAUCCAUCUGAUGCUGAUCUGUGGUUACUGAACAGUUGCACAGUCAAAAACCCUGCAGAAGAUCACUUCAGGAACUCCAUAAAGAAAGCUCAGGAGCAGAAUAAGAAGGUGGUUGUAGCGGGAUGUGUGCCGCAGGCCCAGCCCAGGAUGGACUACCUAAAAGACCUGAGCAUCAUUGGGGUUCAGCAGAUUGAUAGAGUGGUGGAGGUUGUGGACGAGGCUGUCAAAGGUCACUCUGUUCGUCUGCUGGGUCAGAAGAAGGAGAAAGGGAAACGACUGGGAGGAGCGCGGCUGGAUUUGCCCAAGAUCAGGAAGAACCCUCUGAUUGAAAUAAUUUCCAUCAAUACAGGCUGUCUGAACGCUUGCACGUACUGCAAAACCAAACAUGCCAGAGGGGAUCUGGCCAGUUACUCCAUAGAGGAGCUGGUGGAGAGAGCAAGACAGUCGUUCCAGGAGGGUGUCUGUGAGAUCUGGCUGACCAGUGAGGACACAGGUGCAUACGGCCGGGACAUUGGCACUGACCUACCGUCUCUGCUCUGGGAACUGGUGAAGGAGAUCCCAGAGGGAGCGAUGUUGCGCCUGGGUAUGACCAACCCACCGUACAUCUUGGAACAUCUGGAGGAAAUGGCCAAAAUCCUCAACCACCCGAGAGUCUAUGCCUUCCUCCAUGUGCCUGUCCAAUCAGCAUCCGACAGUGUCCUGAUGGACAUGAAGAGAGAGUACUGCUGUGCCGACUUCAGACGGGUCAUGGACUUCCUCAAGGAGAAAGUUCCAGGCAUCACUAUUGCCACAGACAUCAUCUGUGGCUUCCCAGGUGAGACGGAUGAGGACUUUGAGCAGACAAUGGAACUUGUGAGGCAGUACCGCUUUCCCAGCCUCUUUAUCAACCAGUUCUAUCCACGACCUGGAACUCCAGCGGCCAGGAUGGAGCAGAUUCCAGCACACAUGAAAAAACAAAGAACCAAAGAUCUCUCUGCUCUCUUCCACUCUUACAACCCUUAUGACCACAAGAUCGGGCAGAGGCAGCGUGUGCUGGUCACUGAAGAGUCCUUUGAUUCCCAGUACUAUGUCGCCCACAACAAGUUCUAUGAGCAGGUACUGGUGCCCAAGAAGCCUGAGUUCAAAGGGAAGAUGAUUGAGGUGGAUAUAUAUGAGGCUGGGAAGCACUACAUGAAGGGCCGGCCAGUGGAGGAUGCUCAGGUCUUUUCUGCCUCCAUCGCUCAGCCUCUUCAGAAGGGCCAGGUGUCUGGACUCCCUCAGGACCUAAAGAAGGCCCAUCAGAAUGACAUCUGUUCCUCUGAAGCAUCCUCUGCGAUCUUGGGAUGGCCAUGGAGAUUUGACGGUGAUGGACUCAAGCUGCUCUCUUUGGGAUUUGCUCUGGCUGCCAUAAUCAUGAUUUUUGUGAUUGAGCUGCACUGACACAAAAUUAUUCUUGAUGUGUCGGAUAAGGCCUUAUAGAGUGUGCAGUGACCCAAGGACUCAAACCAGUGGUCAAAUACUAAUGUCUUGUGUUUUAAGGUUAAGUAAAGGUAAAUGAUGCUGGAUGAUUAGGGAUAUUUUUUUUUCUACUGCUAAUUAAAGACUCCAAUUUUAAAGUUACUUUUAAAGACUGAAACCUUUUUUUGCUUUCAAGUGACAGCAACUUUUGUGAUGUUUUAGAAAAUCUUUUUUUUGUUGUUUGUUGUUGUUUGUAGAACUCAAAGCCUCUUUGCCUAUGUACAAGGACAGCUUGAAAGCAUCUUUGGCUCUCUGUUCAUUUUCAGUCCCAGCAGUCAUUCAUUUUCAGGCCAGGUGUCUCACUGUUGGCUUUGGGCUAAAAGCAACAGACUCUUCCCAUCUUUGUUCCCAGCAUAAAGCAUGUCUAAUAAAUGAGACUCCACACACUC
Megalobrama amblycephala (Wuchang bream) is the source of this 2397-nucleotide messenger RNA. RefSeq names its product CDK5 regulatory subunit associated protein 1-like 1 (gene cdkal1). Bases 239 to 1930 code for a protein of 563 amino acids. The record is from RefSeq and is a predicted model, not a curated record. Gene Ontology annotation, molecular function: tRNA (N(6)-L-threonylcarbamoyladenosine(37)-C(2))-methylthiotransferase activity; 4 iron, 4 sulfur cluster binding. Gene Ontology annotation, cellular component: endoplasmic reticulum. Lineage: Eukaryota; Metazoa; Chordata; Actinopteri; Cypriniformes; Xenocyprididae. The transcript is spliced from 15 exons. Gene Ontology annotation, biological process: tRNA methylthiolation.